UGAUCCAUGAAAAAUGGCCGAGUUUUGUUUUUCCAACACGUGCCAUGGGAAAAAUUGAAGAGGCGGCAAUAGCUACCAAGAUAUUGAACACCACAGAGUAAUUUUCCAAAACCUAUUUUGGAAAAAUUAAUUGGCGUUUGAGCGGAAGAAUCUAAAGAUGGACGAGGACGAAGAAAGCGGUACACGAUCUCCACUGCUCGAUGACGACGGGCCACCUACGAAACGACGGAGACUUGACUCUGAUGCACUUGAGUCUUAUUGGGACGCUGAGAGUAUGAGGAGAGAAUGCACAGUUCUCCGCAGAAAAUUAAAUCGACUCGAAAAUUUUUCGUAUCGCCAGCGCAAAUUCUUUGCAGAAGAGAAUCGACUGAGGAGACAGGCAGAAUUGGAUAAGGAGACAAUAGCACAAUUGCGAGAGGAUUUGGGGAGAUCAACGAAAGACGCCCAAGAGGCACGCGAAGGAUUGGCUGCAGCAAACCUCAAGUUUAGUCAAUUAGUGGCCAAACUGAAGCCCAUAAUUGAACAAAUGCCUGAAAUCAUACUCUUGAUUGUGAAUUCGAGCUCUGAAGGCACGUCAACAGUGCCUUUGCCUCGAAAAAGUGGUCAGAGCUUUGGCAAUGAUUUAAUGCCUCGAAAGAAAUUGACGCCUAAGGAUUUUAAACUCAAGGAAACGAGGGUGAGAAUCCAGACGAUGACUCCAGAUAUAGUCACCUAUUACGAGAGGAAAAAACUACAAGCAAACGCGAAACGUGCAGACAAGUUUAAAGAGGAAUUGCGGCUGGCAAGAGUCACCAUCUCGUCACGUCAUGAAGGUGCGGAGGAACAAUGAUGUAGUAUUCCAGAUGAGGAGCGUGACAUUGAGAAAUUUCAACAACAUGAGCACGAAUCAAUGGGUAAAUCACCUGGUGGUGGUGAUGGGGUGAUGCCUAACUCAUCAGAUCCACAUAAUAAUGUCACAUUUCUAAGUAAGGCUUGUAAUGGCAAUUCUUCAUUUGAACUGCAAGCCUCAGAAGCAGAAUAUCUUCUUCUUGAUACUCAGUUUCAUGUCAAUGAAGGAUCAGGCAGAUCAAAAUGUGAACCACAGCAAGUAACGCCAAUAGGAAAAAGGAAUACCACAGCUACAAGCGGAAAAUUUAUCAAGUUGAACUGGAUUGAAAAGAUCGAACGCACGAGGGAAGAAUGGAUUUGUAAAAAAUGCUCUUAUCGAUUUGGCAAGAGACAUUAAGCUCAGGAUCAGGUGUGGCCUGUACAUUAUAAUAGAAGAUUUCAGUGCCCUUACUGCACUCAUUGUCCAAUGCGUUUUACCUGUAGGAGCAAUUUAAGCAGGCAUGUAAGGAAACAGCAUGCCACACUCUGAGAAGCUUCAAGGAUUAUACAAUUUUAUUUUAUUUUUGAUGGAAAAAUGUUUUGAUUUUUUUUGUUGAGUAGUUCAUGUGAAACUUUACUGGAGUAUAUCAGUAUUUAAAUUUUAUUCAUUAAUGCAUGAAUUUCAUUUUAUUUUUGAAAAUUGUUUGCGCUGUUCAAUUCAAUAGUGAAAGACAAAACAUUACAAUGAUCUUCCAUAUCCUGUUGAAUAUUGAAUUGUCUUGAUGAGUGAUUUUGGGAGAAAAUAUUACACGACGUUUUUUUUUAAUUUUUUUUAUCGAGCAAAGAAUUUGCAUGAAUUUAAAAAAUUUUGAUCUCAAGGUUUGGCCUUAAAUGAUUCAUUUUCCGUUUAUAAGCAAUAGAAAUAAUAGUAAUUAAUAGUUAAUUGUCGAAAGUUGAAGAUUUUCAACACUUUGAAAUCACUAAUGACAUCACAGGGUGGUGGAACGUCGGACCAAUCACAGAAUGGCACGAGACAACCUAACGCAAUCUUCGCUCUCACAUUCAUUUUUGCUCUUUAUAGAUGCAAUUAAUUUUUCCGUUAUCAAUUUUUGCUUUAUAUUUUUAAUAUUUGAAACUCCCAUCUGCGAAAUAUCCCCAACCAUGCUCUGAAUCCAUUGAUGAUUUCAUUUCAAAUAAUCUUAGUUUCAUAGAAAAGUGUUUAGAAAAUUCCCACGUAAUUCAACCCAAUUUCAAAUAAAUUGCAGAAAUUACAGUGUU
Molecule: messenger RNA, 2085 nt
Organism: Diachasma alloeum
Lineage: Eukaryota; Metazoa; Arthropoda; Insecta; Hymenoptera; Braconidae
Exons: 2
Source: RefSeq, a predicted model, not a curated record